Molecule: messenger RNA, 15255 nt
Organism: Cinara cedri
Lineage: Eukaryota; Metazoa; Arthropoda; Insecta; Hemiptera; Aphididae
Source: the annotation of a GenBank genome assembly
CCACACCGCGACCACGACGGUCGUCUCUUCCCGGUUCUCCGGUGUCCCGCACACGUUCCAGACGUUUUUCGUUUUUUUCCAACCCCAACCCCUCCCCCCUCCCUCAACAAUUUUCUUUCAGUCCGCCAACACGUACGCACGGCAUAACCCGCGUGGAUUAUAAUAACUUUAUAGUUUUAUUAUUUUUCUCACCGCAGUGACUCUCGGCAGGAAAAAAGACGAAACAAUUAAAACGUGAGUACCUACCAUACACAAUUUCAUUAUGAAUUAUUAACAUUAUCGGCCUAUUAUUUCAAUUGCUUUUUUUUUUUUCUUUUGCUUAAAAAAUGCGACUCUCCCUCGACACAAAGUCACGAACCUGUGCCGACUGUAACCCAAGCCUAGACUUAUGUACGCGAAUAAAAGUAUUCGAAUUCGAUUUUGUGACGGUCGGAUAAUAUAUUUCAUCUCUUUUUUUUCAUCGUUUCAUUUCCAAUAGGUUUUUUUUUUCUGUUCAAGAUUUCGUUUGAUGAAAAUAAAAACUUCCACUUAAAAAAAUAAUCGUUUCCAAUUAUAGAUACCGAAAAGUUUUCUUUAUUAGUGUAUCCGAAAUACACAUAAAAUAUCUAUUUAUUUCGUGACGAAUUUUUUGUUUUUUUAUUUUUUUAACCACAUUUUAAUAGUAUCUGUAUAUACAAAUUGACGAGAAAAAAAUUUGGAUUUUUAGAAAAUUUGUAUUUUAAAAAAUUGUCAUCCAAUUAUUCGUUUUCUAUUGUUAGUAUAAGACGUAUCUACGACUCGUACGUUUUUUACAUUUUUUCUUAUACAUUUUUAACGAUACAUUGAAAAAGUAUAAAUUUUUUUAUCAUAUACACAUACUGCAAUAUGAUUAUAAUAAUAAAAUAUAAUACCGAAGGUUUUUGACCCGCAAAACAUUUCACUGUCCAGUUUCAUCCGCGCGCGCGCGCGCGGUUGUUGACCAAAACUUAACCACCGGAAAAUUACUGGUUUUUUAUAUUUUUUUUUCUACACACACGCCUAAAAAUCUAUACGCAUAUAUUAUGUUAUUAUAUUAAUUUAAAAAAAAAAAACAAACGUUCGCACUGCACACCCGUCAAUUCUGUAAACACAUACUAAAAAAUACGUUAUGCACACACUCCCCGCAUAGACAUCAGUAAAAAAAAAAAAACAUUUCCGCAUACAGUAUGAUCAGUUUUUUUUUUUUUUUCGUAGUUCUUAUUAUUAUCUAAAUAUUUCGACCGGACGAUCACUCUUAAAAAAAUCGGUUUUCGAAGGACGAUUUUAUUUGUUAUUAAGGAAUUAUUGAUACCGCGUUUUUUAAAAUAAAUUUCAAAUCUUCACACCCAAGCGUUAUCUUAUUCAAUUCGUUUUUUUCCAUCCGAUUAAUACAAUUGUUUGCCUGUCAAAAGUUUAUUACAAUAAUAAUAAUAUUACGGUAUUUCAAUUUUACAUGAAAUGUGUAAAAGUUUUAUGUUAUUAAAUCGAGUAAUUAUGUGUUAUUUUAUAAUUAUUGUUUUUUUACUUGCAAUAAUUUUUUUUCGUUUUUAUAUGAAGAAUUCGCACGUAUUAUUUAAUUUAUUUUUUUUUUAAAUCGAGACAAAAAUCUUGAUAGUACUUUUCAAUGAACUUUAAGCAGUGCGGAGAAUAAAAGUACAAAUCAAAGUCGCUCGGAAAUAAUAAUACUGUCGGCAUAUGCUGACGCAGGUGGCAUAAUAAAAAUGUAAAAUUGUUAACGUAUCCGUUUGAGAAAAUGUGUAAUUUUUAUUGCUCACUCAAAACAAGGGAGGAGACAGCGGUCAAAGCGGUUAGAACUCCGAAAAAUGAUAAAUAUAUUUACCGAAAAUCGAGGAGCGUUCACGAACACUUUCGUGAAAUUUCCACACAAGACUUGUCGCGCACACACAAACACACAUACACAUUUAAUCCGUAUAAAAAUGUUAUACUAAUAGGGUUUAGAAAUGAACUGCACACCCGCCCCCUAAAAUAAUGUCCUACGCAUAUGACUGUUUCAGCAAAUAUAAAGCAAAACUUAGUCUUAAAACUUAUAUUGCGUAUAUUGUAAAGAAUUAUGAUUUUUAAUAGAAACUAUAUGAUAUAAGUUUUUGAAAUUUCGUUAAAAACGUCCGAGUGACUGAAUCACCGUCCCCCGGAUUCCGAAGACUUAAACUUAAGGGGAUUGAACAUUUUACCGGAAACAAAAAGAGGGGCUCGCCCGCACCUGCACUUCGACCGCUGGGGAAGGAGCGAUAAACGUUUAGAAAACAAACAUAAACGCGUGUACCUUCGUCGGCAUAGGCGCUCCGCACUUGCGCAGGUACGUACAAUAUCGCCGGAUUUAAAAUGCACGAACGAAUCUUGAUCGCGCUGUAUACAUACGGGUAAUUGCCCGUUGGCUGUUACAAUAAUACGAUGGCAUGACUGCCGCUAAUUUUAUCUGCGCGUCGUCAAACGGGUAUUUUUGCCGUAUUCUAAUCACUUCCAGAGCGAUAUUAUGUGUGCAUAUAUUUAAAUAUACAUGAUUAUAAGACGCUUGAAAACCGCGUGCGCGUAUUAUACACGACCGAUACACGAUAAUAUUGUACGGGUGUAAAUACGUGAAAUGCGAAAACGUUAGGAAGACGAAUGAAAUAAAAAAAAAAAACCGUAACGGAAACCCUUUGACACGGAUUCUGGCGAACGCGCGGACCGUUAUUAACGUACGUUAUAAUAUAUCGUAUAUAAUAUUAUAUUUUAUGUAUACUUCAGUGUCGAUGAACCGUACAAUGGUUUAUCGAGAGCAUAAUAAUAAUAAUACGUAAACAAAUAAAAUACGACUGUUCCGGACCUAACCCGCAGAUUCGCGGUGAUUCAAGGGGGGGGGGGGGAUUCGAAACGGAUAUUCCGUUCCUUUGUCCGACACAUUUUCAUUAUAUACGAGCGAUUUUUAGACCAACUACGUUCUGUCCGUCAGUACGCGACCGACGCAUACAGUGAUGAAGCGAUUUUGGAAUUCUGAAAACCCAUUUGAAUUGCGCGUGAGUUGUAAUAUUAACCUAUAUAGGUUAGGUAGGUUAGGUUAGGUAUAUGUGAGAUCGGCAGCGGUGACUUUUUCGAUUUUUAAUCCUUGUAAUAUUUUUCUCAAACGAUCGAUUUGAACGUGUAUAUAUAAAAAAAAAAAAAAAAACUUAAAGAAAAUUUAAACCAUAGAUACGGUCUAUAAAUACCGCGUAUGUGUUAGACAAAGGAAUGGGAUAUCCGUUUUGAAUCUCCCAUAAGAGCGCAUUGGCGUGAAAUGGGGGUAGUUGCCCCUACACCCUGUGGACUGAAUUAAAAAAAAUCAUAGUAUAUUACGUGUAGUUAGGUUAUUUCAAUUUACGCGUAUAUUUAUGAUUGAUUAUUAUUGUAUCUUUGAUGCAUUAUGCUGUAAAGAUCUUAGUCAGAAAUUAUGUGUUGUCUAUGUCCAGCUGCAUGUAUCUUUAUCAAUUAUUAUUAAAGUAUACAAUAUGGUCAAUACGCACUGAGAUUCAAAAUAUGCGUCGUCUUCAAAACGCGAUUGUCGUCUACACAUUUUUUUAAUCGGAGUUUCCUCUCUAAAAACGAUUUUUAAAUAGACCUUUUCGUUAGUUUUACGCGUUUGUCCGUUAGAAAAACCACAAACUGGCGACUGAAUUAUGAAUAAGGCGACAUUUCGACAUGACAUAAAUUAUGCGAGUAUAUAGGUAGGUACACAUAAAACCUCGUUCGGCAAGUGUGGGUACCUAUACAUAGAAAAUGUAAGUAAAUACAGCGACAUCUUCUCGUUUUAAUUAUUUUUUUCCGACUACGGAAUGCCGUUUUAUUUUUUUUUAAGAAAUAAUAUUAUUGUAGUAAAAAGUUAUCUCUAUAUAAGCGUUAACCCGCAAAGCUUUGGAAUACACUGUCUAUAACCAAUACGUCUUAUUAUACAAACCGGACGGGGAAGAAAGUGAUUGUGGAAAUACGAGUAUUUCCCGUAUAUAAAAUUCUGUAGGUAAAGGUAAAUGUAUUUUUUUUUUUUAUUUAUUUAUACAUUACUUCGAUGAAAUACCUUAUAAUAAUUCUAUUGAAAAUAAUAAUUAUAUAAAAAAAAAAUUCGAAAUCGUGAAAUAAUAUUUCUUUUAAAUAAUUCUUUUCUACUCUUUUGAGUUAAAAAAAAAUAAUGAAAUUCGUCAAUAGGUAUGACAUAUUAUAUUAUGUUCAGCUUAUUGUAUACAAUGAUCAGGGGUGCUCUGUCAAUAUUAUCAUACUGGCAAGUGUAAUUAUUAAUAAUUUCACUCUCAAUAAAGAAUAAUAAACAGAAAAGAAAAAAAAAUUGACGGCAAUAAAAAAAAAUAAUAAUAAAAUCGAUCAUAUAUGACAAAAGGGGAACGAUCGGAAAAUUAAUUGAAUGGAACUGGUAUUUUUUUAAGAAAAUAUUUCUUUGUAGGAAUAAAAUUUCAAUAUGAAACGGUAUAUAGAUAUUUGUAAAGAACAUUAGCAUUUAGGAAUACGACCCUGUUACGGAAUAGUACUAGAAUACUAUACAUUACUCGUAUGAUUAGAUUUUCUUAUUUUAAAAAUAAAUGUACACCGACAGACCUAAUGAGUCUUCAAACCGUUUUGGGCGAAAUAACGCAGCGCUUUGGUAACCUCAAACCCCACCAUCUUCGGGGGCUUUUAUUUUAAUAAGACACAGUUAUCACUAUUGAUUGUCAAUAUUAUCUCAAUAAAUACUAUUCCAUACAAAGGAAUGAACAAUUUGUUAUGUUUAUUUGUUAUAUUUGCGGUAUUCGAAUAGACAGGCGACUCUGUUGCGUGGUAUGUACACGUAUUUGUACGUUAGCAAUAUAUUCGAUUUUGAAUUCAGAUAGUUGUCCGUGAUCAAGGUAUUGGGGGAAAAAUAUUAAUAAUUUGUAAUAAAAAGAGUCCGUUAUAGAUAGGUCGAAAAUCAUUGAAAUGCCUACCAUUUUGCCGGGACCUUAUUAUUUUGUCCGUUAAGACAGGUCUCACUGUACUUCUCUUUUUGCAAAUAAUAUUAUGUUAUUUCCGAUAUGUAUUGUCAACUCGGAUAUAUUCAAUGUUGAACAUAUUUUGUAUAUAAUUUAAAAUGAUUAUAUAACCUAAUCUACAUAAUAUUUAACGUAUCCUCCAAGAGUCGUAUUAUUGAUUGUUUUUUUUUUUUUCUGUAAAAUUGCUUAUUAUUAAAUUGUGUUUGAAAAGUGGCGUAAGGAGGGACGAACCCGCCCGCGGUCUAGGUACCUAUAUUGAGUUCCGCAAAAGUUGCAAGGGGCGCUAAUUUUCUCGCAGUCCUCUAUUUUCUUCCAGUUCGAACGCCGAAUUUAUUAGGUUAGAUUUUCCCGACAGUGCCUCUUGAAUGGUUUUCCGAUUGCGGUCCGGUAACCCUCGGUCAAAUGUCUCGGUGACCGCGCGUGUAGCAACUGCGCGGGCACGUGCACACGCCGCCGGAGAGAAAUUAACGGCGCGUAACAAUAAACGAAAGUUUCCGCGCGAUUCUCUCCGUCGACAAACGUUCAGCUCGUAUACGAGUAUGAUAUACGGUGUGUGCCAUUCAGUCCGACCGACGACACAUGUGGGACUCGCGGGAAAAGUCUCCCCCCCUACUCCGUUGAAACGAUAAUCGUCUAAGAAUAAUAAUAAUAAUAAUAACACGACAAUAAUCGGUUUCUCGGUUGGGUGUCCGCGUAUGUGGGCCAAAAGAAAAAAAAAAUAUAUGUAGUUCAAUAGACGCGUAUCGAGGACAAUUCCGAAGCAUAAUAACAUAUAAGACUAUAAUACGACUACCUGUGGACUCGCACGCGCGUAUGUGACAUAUUUUAUACAGGAUGAUUACUUUAAACGUAACGUCGCGGACGGUAAUAAUUAAACCGAUAUCUAUGGCGGCCAGCUAUUGUGUGAGGGCUGAAAAUCAUUUGUUUUUUUGAUAAUAUUGAAAAUUGCAACUGUAUUGUUAAAAUCAAUUUAACUUGAAGGAAUCGCGGCUGUAUAUCGCCGCGGUCAAAAAAACAAGCCAAAAGCUGCCUACGCCGUUUCGCCCUUAGCCUACGCGAUUUUCCGACCGAUUUCCGUGCACAAUAUUGUCGAUAAUCCACUCUUACAAAAGACUGAUAAUAUUUCCCCACUUGAUUUUCCUCAAUAAUUCUCUGAACCACCUCUUUACUCGCACGUAACGCAUAGUAUUCGAAUUUCGAGAUUCUUAAAACAUUCCGGAAAAGCUGCAAAAAAAAAUAAUUUGUUUUAAAGUUUCUAUUUAUCUAACGUGUCGAUUUCGGAGGACGACCUUGGCUGCUCAACGUAUUAUUUUCUCUGGGUUCGUCUGCAUGCAAGCCCGGAUUAAGAUGAUUUUGGACCUGAGGCCGAACAAUUUUAAAGGUCCAUAAACAUAUUCAAAAUGUUGGUGUUCAUACAGUACUACCAGCCAAGGCCGGAGGCCCACAACGUUACAAUAUGCAGGGGCCUGGGGCCCAAUCCCUUUAAUCCGGGCCUGUCCGCGUGUUACUUCGGAUUAUCAACUCUAUUAUACAAAUUGGUGUAUUGUGUUGAGAUCUUGGUUCGGUGUCCAGUUCUGUACCGUGUUUGUUUCGGUCUGUGCCGCAGCGGUCUUUUUUGCCGCCUUCCGGUUUCCGUCAUUCGGGUUCUAGACGACCGAGGGAAAACAGUUUGAAAAAGAAAAAAUGAAAAAACGUUUGACCGAAAAAAUAAUAAUAGGUAUUAUCGCCCGUUUUCGUGCACGUUGUGUAUUUACAACACACAACGCUGUCGUCGCGGUGUACACGUGAAAAUCAUCACCCGGUAUAAAAAAAAAAAACGUACACUAUAGGCGCGCGAUAUAAUAUGCACGCGCAGCCGUACCCCGGUUAUUGACAACCGGCCGUAACCCUAACCUACCUACGUUUGUCCCGGUUAUAACCGUGCGCGUUAUACAGUGCGCGAGUAGCGCGUGUACGCGACGAAGAGGUAACCCACCUAUAAUAAUAAUAAUAUAACCCACCUACCUGCCUACGCGUUGCAUUUCCUCGUAACUGGUUUUUGUGGCGCGCCGGCGUCUCAUUAUACGCACGCGCGCGCGCGCGGUACGCCCGUGUAUAAUACAAUCGUGCCGCCGCUUUCGGCGCCCGGAUGCCCGUAUGAAAAUAGCACGGGUUACAUAUUUACGGUCGCGAGCGCUAAUGUACCGCGAGCGAACGGAAUUACAUAUUCUCGCGGCUGAAUCGUCCGGGGGUGAGGUACACUGCAACUACCGUUAUCACAACAAGCGUUGUCGUCGGGUAUUUGUCGCACUUGUACAACAGCGCGUACUUAUUACGUUCAUUACGGUUGUACGAGUUCCAUCCAAACCAUCCCCCGCACGGUACCGAAUUGACGAAACCCCGCGAAACCGGCGCCCGUCGGCCUCUGCGGCUCCCGCGAGUGCUCAUCGAACUCGGCCCGCCGGCCACUCGGACACGUUUCGCGGCCAGCGAAUUCCCGGUUAUUAACGAACUCUGGUUUUAUACCGCGACGCAAUAGCUGCGAGUGGGCCCCGAGUUCGCUGGUCUACUGCGGGGUCCACGUACGCGACGACUCUUGGUAUACUGUUCGGCGUUUUUAAGGUUUCUUUUUUUUCAGACAUCUCACUACAGCCACGCGUUAUGGUUCUUCUUAAAUUGUGUACAUUUUUUUUUUUUUUUUUUUUUUUUAAACUAAAAAUAAAUAAAAAAAUUAAUUUUUCACCGAUUCGCCAAUAUUUUCAUAAAAAAUCGCGGGAAACUAUUCACACGGUUUUAGCCGUUAGUAAAUAUUUGUAACGCCGUAAUUUCGUAUCAAAAUAUUAUGUGUGUAAAAAGCUAUCUAGGAUUUUUUUUAAGGUUUAAAUUUCUCUUUGGUAGGCACUACGUGGGUACAAUUAAAUACGAGGUUCAUGCUAUAUAAAGUUAUAAUAAGUGGUAAAAAAAAAAAUUAAUAAUAAGCGAUAUGUGUAGUAGGCGGCGGCGUCUGGGGCGGCCCGGGUAUGUGAGGACCGUGCCUGAAAAUUCCCGACAUGAUCUUUAUCACAAUAAUUCACGGUCACGUUUCAUAAAUUAACGAAAAUAAAAAAUAAAUAAAUUUUAUACAGUAAUAUUAUACGAUAAUUCACCCGUACGAAAAUAUUUAAUUAACAAUUAUUAUCAAACCUCAAAUCUCGUAUUGUUAUUUUAAUUUUGUUUUCUAUAUACGUUUUCACUUUUCAUUGCGGCCAGCAAAUUAAAAACAAUGUAAAAAAAAAGAAACAAAAUUAAUCGCGCAUGAUUUCCGUUAAAUAAAACGAAAAACUCAAAUUUAUAAACGUAAUUAGGAGGGACCACGCGCGUAUCGUUUCUUUUUUACUGCAUAAAAUAUACUCGACUAAACGGUGCGACAUCGUAAUGUUUAACGAUACGAGUGUAUCGAGUUCAAUUUCCCCGGUAAUAAAACGAGAAUAGAGGGGGGGGGAAGGGAGAAGGACGAGAAAUUAACGUGGAUCAUUAAAAUGGGUCAUUAAUGCUCUAUAAUAAUAUAGUCACCGUUGUUGUAACCGAGUUAAUGAUUGUUAUUUUUAAACGUCGAGUAUGAUAUAGGUAUACUAUAAUGGGUUAAUUAAGUACAUCCGUUACGCAGAUGCGUCGUCUGCAGUUGUUAAACAAUAAUACAUAAAGUAAAAUGUAUUUACUUUCACCGUUAGAAAAAAAAAAAAAAAACCAAUAACAAUAUUAUUAUAAACGACCUUCAGGAGUACGCAUAUAAAAUAUUUAAAAAAUAACCCCAUUCGGAAGUUGUUGUUGUUGUUGUUGUUGUUGUAGUUGUUGCACAGUUAUACGAUUUGAGAAAAUUAUGGCUGAUACUGUUGAUGCGAUCAAUAAACCAUUGCUACCGAAAAACGAUUCUGUGCAGAGUAUUAUUGGCCGUAUUAUUUCCCUUGUGGCCAAGUGGCCGAGAGACCAAUAGCCCGGAAAUCAACGAAAAUUUGCUGAUCAAACGAUUUUCAGUUUUUCCCGUUUUUCAAGAAAACUACACGGAAAAUCGAAAACCGGGCCUUCCCGACGCAUCAAUAGAUCAAAACCGCUACAUGAAAGUUCCAAUAAAGUUCUCGGCCAGAGCAAGAUUUCUGGCAGUAAAGUUUUUUUUACCGACACAAGAAACACAUCAUAGUAAAACCAAUGCAUUCCUCGGUUCGCUCUGCAGAAACUAGAACGUUAAUAACUGCAGAAAAGCAAAAAAAAUAUAACACCAACCCGGUUUGAAAACACAAAAGUACGAUUUUUCCCGGCGGGAGGGCUGACGGCUUAUGUUUCACAAAUAGUUCGAGGCCUCGCCAAAACCUAUUCCAUAAUUUCAUUUCCAAUCGCUAUUUGUCAGAUAUUUUUUCAGGGGCUGUUGUCCCUUCUGGCUUAGUUCCCCGUAUUACGCCCCCCGAUAAAAAUGUUGGAAUCGUAUAAUCAGAUAAUUUUGAAUUUAUUCGGAUUUCAAAAGAAAAACACGCACUAUAAAUCUCGUUCGUCUUCAAGGUCGUCAUUAUAAUAUUUAAUGACCAGACGUGUAUUUCCUAUAUGGAAAUUAACGGUAAAAAAUCAACAUCUAUUUUAAUACGAUACGAAAUCCAAACCGGUCGAGGUCAAUUUUGUUAUAGUAAUCGACGAAAAAAUCGUUAACGACGUCUAUAUAAUAUCACUACGUAUUACCUAGUAUAAAGUUAAGUUAAAAUUAACUGGUAUUUGAUCCGUUUCGUGAAAAAUGGGCACAUUUUCUAAUCAGAUCGAAAUUUCCACGAGGACAAAAUUAUUAGUACCGUGGGAACAAAACAAAUCAAAAUUCCUCCCCCCCCCCAUAAAAAAACCGAUAAGACUGUGAUCAGAGAGAGGGGAGAGGGCAAAAUCCGGUGGGAAUAUUUUGAUCCGUUUUGUAAAAAAAUUUGACCCAUUCACGAAAUUCACGAAAACGGAUCAAAAUUUCCCCGCCGUACGGUGGUCUGAAUCAUAAUUUAGCUUGCCUAAAUGAAUUAUCCUUAGAUUUUAACUUACAUGAUAGUGUGAUACGCCUAACCUAUUAGUUUUGAGGACGCCGAGCGUAAAUUUCGCAUUCGUUUUUCAAUUGACCUGUUGGUUAUGGGGGCUGUGGGAGUUAUUUCUUACAGGUUUACAUUAUUUGUAUUUUUUAUUACGAUUGGUAAGUUUCAAAGGGUGCUGAAUCCAAAUUCCGUAUAGGUUUUUAAUUAACCAUUCAAUUUAGAAAUCGUAUAAGACCGAGAUAUGCAGAUAAAUUCGGUAGAAAAUAUCAUCCAGUCAGUUAAAUUCGAUAUUGAUAAUUGAUAAACUGAAACGGAUCGGAACGUCCCGUUGCCGCCUCCGUCGGAGUAGAGGUACGACAGGUGUGUACCUACGAUGUUACCGUGCCGGUCGCAAGCCGUACAUACGCGAGCGUCACAAUACACACCGGGGUAUUCGAGAAAAAACGACCACAAUUGCGUUUGUGCGGAGUGAAAUCAAAAAUCGUUCUGGCACAUAUUUUUAUUUAUUCCUCCCCCCCCCGGGUGCCGUUUCGAUAUUUUAACGAGUUCCUUUAGUAUAUUGCGGUCCGCGUCGGAAAAGAAAGUCGUGGUUGACACGCGCGAGUAUCGCAUUAUACUAUUAUAUCGUAUUAUGUACGCGCGACACGUAUUAUUGUUAUUACCAUACCCGACGCGUUCUACACGGCGACCGCGGAUUCUUUACGCGUACAUACGGUCAAGGUCGCGCGCGAUUGUCACGGUCGCGUCUCUCUAAACGGUUUUUUUUUUUUUUUUUUUUUUUAUCUAUUCUUAUCGCGCGGACCACGACGACUGCAACAACAGCAACAGCAACAACAACAACAACAACAACUAUACCCGCUCGCGCCCCGUCCCUUUUUGUUACACUCGUCCCCUCCCCUCGUAUACGGACCGGUUCGGUUGAAAAAACACAAAUUCCGGUCGUCAUGGCUCGCAUGACCGCGCGUCGCGAGUUACCUACUUAUACUUGUGUUGUACGUGUGUUUCAGGCGUUGCCGCCAAACGAUGGGGUGGCCGAACGACAAGUUGGGCGGCGUCGUUGCGACGGUCCUGUUGGCGGUGGCGGUCCGCUGCUCGGACAACCAGCAGCACGACUCCGCGGACACCGCGACCGCGGCGGCGGUUGCGCAGACGCCCACGGCCCUGAAAAACGGUUACCACCCGGGCCUGUUCCCGUUCAACAAGGGCGAACCGUUCGUGGUGGACCCGAGCUCGGGUUCGAUAGGCUUUAACACCGGGAGGCCGCCCAGCGACGUGAUGCAGCAGCGGUCCGACGACUAUUACGACUACGACGCCAAACUGGAAGAGGUGCCGUACGACUACAAGGGCGAUCCGAUCGACCGAAAGGACGUGGUCGAGCCCAACGCGCCCAGGCCCAACGACAUCAAACCCCCCGGCGGCAACAACAAGAAACAAACGGAUAUCUAUCAGUUCUUAAACCUGCCCGUCAAGUACAGUUCUAGUGACAAGUUCCCGCUCAUGUCCAGCUCGUACGCCAACACCAAAGUCCAAGGGUCCGGUCCGACGUCGUCUUCGCUCAGCAACCACAAGAUGUCGUCGGCGCCGGUCCUGACCACUGUCGCGCCGCCGCAGCCAUCGUGGUACAAUUACGCCGCCAGCAAGACGCCGUCUCGGGCGCCCGCGACCGCAGCCACAGCCGCGACAAGCACCACCACCACCGCCGCCACCACCACCACCACCGCCACCACCACCACUACCGCCAAAACAACAACGGUCGCGCCAACGACCACCACGACCACGACGACGGCUGCUCCAACGCAUCAGGAAUACGAAGAAGAACCCGUUUACGACUACGCCGAUUACUAUCACCCGCAAGAACCGUCGGCCCCGGCGUCGUCCGAGCUCCCGCAAGCCCCUAGCACUUCUGCCGCAUACCCGAAGACUACAACCAGCACCACCGCGGCCGCCACAACCGCCUCCACAAGCACAACACCCAGCACCACCACGACCGCCGCCGCGACGACCCCCGUGUCCACCGACCGUUAUUACGAUUCCGCGCAUUCCGUUAUUACACCGGAGCCGUCCACCGCCGGCACUACGACGACCGCCGUACGAGUGACCACCGCGGCCGUGGCAUCCGACAAAACGACGGGGGGCACCACCGCCAGACCGGAAAUCGAUUCAAAACUGGACGGAACGUCGUUCGCCGACUACGACACGCCGAUCAGGUCCACGGAAAAGGAACACCAGCAGCAACAGUACAACAAUCACAACAGUUUCAAACCAAUGCCCGGAAACUAUCAGUUUGACGGCGAACAAACGUAUCCGCUGAUAACCAACAGUAAAGUUCCCAUGACCUUCACGGCUCACGUUUCGUCCGGCAUAUCGUUGAACCAAAGGGAACAUUCGCCGCCGGAUCUUAAACCGCCACCUCCGCCCGCGGCACAAUCCGAACCGGCGUACUCGUCCAGACCGUUGACGCAGCAACCGGAAAUACAAGACUCAAACAGGCCGCAGCAGGAACCCAACAAGUACGAGCCGAACACGAGACUGCAAACAACGGCCAACGGCAGACCGGCCGACGCUGGGUCGAGCCCGUCGGAAUCAUCGUCGACGUACUUAUAUAACAGACCCAAGCCGUUAAAGUCCAACAACGGAAACGAUCAAUUCGAAACGGUUUACUACAAAGUCAGGCCGGACUCCUACGCGCCGCAGAUCCCCCCGAACGCAGUGGCGAACCGGCCAUCAGCAAACCCACCGCCGCUGAUACAAAGUCGGCCGCCCCAUCAAACGGAACCCGUGAUGAAAACUACUGCUCAGACCGACAUGAUCAGAAAACCCGCGGUGAACCCGGACCAACUCCUGCAAAUGUCCCAAGGACGGCCUCAACCCUACCCGGUACAAACGGAAAUGCAGUACACGAAAAACAAACCGCAGUACACCGGCCAAACGCAAUACGUCCAUCCGCAGAGCCAACCCCAGUACGUGCAGGCCGCGCAGAGCCAACCCCAGUACGUCGCCCCGCCGUCGCAGAGCAAACCUCAGCAGUACGGUGGCGGCCCACAGAGCCAAACGCCCCAGUACGUGGCUCCACAAAAUCAACCCGAUACGUCCAAAUUCAAGCCACCGAAACACGUGAUAAACCAUUUCAUUAAAACGCAACCGAACGAGGACACCAAGAGCUACGCGCUUCAGACUUCAUUCUCGAUCGGCAUGGACGGCGAACGGACCGCGGACGCGCGUCCGGCACAGGGUAUCGGCCAGGUGUUGAUGGUCGACGACGGUUCCUCCGAAACCGCCGUUAAUCAGACGAUGCCGGUAAAAUCCAAGCCGACGAUGGCCACUACGUCCAUUCCGCUCGUCCCUCCGCCGAGACCAAUGCAGAAACCGUUAUCGUACAAUCCGAGACCACCUCAAUGGGACAACAUACCGAAAUCGCCGUCGUAUUAUCCGCCGCCGCCGCCGCCACCUCCGCCGAAACGCGACAACAUUCCGCCGCCCCAGAGACAGAACUUGCCCAAUAUUCUGCCGCAGUUCAGACCGAACGCCAAAGUGGACGCGCCGCCACCGAUGAUGCCGCCGCAAUCGCAUUCCGCGACCAUUGAACGGGUUCAGAUUCCGAUGGACCAUCUGAGACCUCCGCCGCUUCCCAAGCCGCAAUUCUUGAAAGUAGACAGGAACGACGAAAACGUCGACGAAGACACGCCAGACAUGCAGGAAAAAGAAUCGAGAAUCGUGCAGAGACCCGCGGGACCGCAACAGCCCGGAAAGGUCACCACUUUGCAAAUGAUCCAACAAGCGUCCCCGGUCAACAAAGACAAUCCCGUUCAUCUGGUUUAUGCGGCGAACGCGCCUCCGAAACCGCCGGUCGACAAGUUAAUCGACGAUUCGGUCAUACUGGACGUCAAAGACAGAUCCGACGUUCCGAUACUCAAGACCAAAACGUCCGUUAACAAACCCGUGAAAUCGGAUUUCCCGUAUCAAAUCGUAAAACCGGACGACAAUCAAAACGCGUCAUUGUUAGAAUACAAGGCGUACAGUCCGACAAAACCGGAUCCUAUCAAACCGAAUAACGAUCAGGAACUAGUGCCGAAUCUUCAGGAUUAUGUGCCGGUGGUCACUCGCGAUUCGGCGGCGUCGAACGGCGUUGCGAUGUCGCAAAAACCGAUUGCGGCCACUUUAAAAACGUCGGAAGACAAUCAUAAAAGUUCCGCGGCCGACGAAAGUCACAAGCCCCAACUACAAAAUUUCCAAAUACCGUUCCAGCCCAGUAUGAAAUUGCCGGAAAACAGCAAUGGAUGGUCCGUCGUGAGAAAAUCUCAAGUCGACAACGCUUCCGAGAGAACGGACGAAGCCGGAGACGUGAUCGCGUCUACGGAGAAAUUUGAUCCGGACAAUUUCAAACCGCAUUUAGUCGGUGGUUUCAUGCCGAUCAGUUCACCGCUGGAAGAAGACGAAUCCAAAGAGAACAAAACUGUCGAACAGCUCGAGAGAGCGUGAAAACCCGUACAGGAUUAGAAUUAGAUAGGUUACCUCCAUACGAUUUCGUAACAAUUACAAGUUCACCGCCGCAAAGUAUUCGGCGUGCAAUUUAAACAUUCCGAUAUACGCGUUACCUAAUCGAAUGGGUGGGUGGGUGGGUGCCGACGAAGCGAAUACCCACUUUUUUUUUUAUUUAUUUAUUUAUGUAUAUAAUGUAUGUAGAUAGAAAUAUAUUACUGUAAUGCGCAAAAAAAAAAAUGAAAAUUUCAAAACUGAAAACCGUUUCGAUUAGGUGUGCCUACUAUAUAUGAAAAUAUGCCUGAUCAAAAUAAUUAUUUUUUAACGAGCAUUACGUUAUUUCGAUUCCGAUUAUAAUAUUUAAUCAUCGUACGUUUUCCAAAAAUGUAUCGCCUGUUUCGCUUGGCAAUAACAAUUAGUAGGUAUAGGUGUAUAAUAAUAAUAAUAAUAAUAAUAAUAAUAGAUUUAUAUAUAUGUAUUUUUUUUCCCGUGUAUACACACUCCUAUAAGUACCUAGCAAUAUUGUAUUCAUAAUAUUUUUGUCUCCUAAAUAUUGUGAAAAUUGUGCGCAUUUGUAUAUUAAAUACACAUAUAUACAUAUUAUUUUACUCGUAAUGUAGAAAUCCUAAGUAUAAAAUACUGAAACAAAGCUCAAUAACAUUAUGCCACCUAUUUUAUUUUAUAACGUAAAUAUAUUAACAUUAUUGUAUCUAAGAAUGAUUUUGUAAUCUGUAUGCGAACUAUUUUAUUUUUAAUAAAUUAAACAAAAAUUACAUACC